UCACAAAGCGCCACAGAAGACUGCGCACGCGCAGCGGUGUCACGCGUGCGCUUCCUGGGGUAGGGCAUUAGCCGUGGGAAGAUCUGGCGAAGCCCGGGAGUUCUUGCUGUGAUGGCCAAGUCCAGCCUGGGGCAGGAUCCCGACAGCACCGCUGCGGUGGCGGUGCUAAAGCGGGCAGUGGAGCUGGAUGCGGAGUCCCGGUACCAGCAGGCUCUGGUGUGUUACCAGGAGGGGAUCGAUAUGCUCCUGCAGGUUCUAAAAGGCACCAAAGAUGCCAGUAAGAGAUGUGCUUUCAGACGGAAAAUCUCUGACUACAUGGAUAGAGCAGAAAACAUAAAGAAAUACUUAGAUCAAGAAAAAGAAGAUGGAAAAUAUCACAAGCAAAUUAAAAUAGAAGAGAAUGCCACUGGUUUCAGUUAUGAGUCACUUUUCAAAGAAUACCUUCAUGAGACAGUUACAGAAGUUUGGAUAGAAGACCCUUAUAUUAGACAGACUCAUCAGCUGUAUAACUUCCUUCGGUUUUGUGAGAUGCUGAUUAAGAAGCCAUGCAAAGUAAAAACUAUUCACCUUCUCACCUCUACGGAUGAAGGGUUUGGGAAUGCGCAGCAAAGUAGUGGCCUGGAAGAAAUAAAGCAGUCCCUCAGGAGUCAUGGCGUGCAGUUGGAAGUAAACUAUUCCUCAUCUAUACAUGACCGAGAAAUCAGGUUCAACAGUGGAUGGAUGUUUAAAAUUGGAAGGGGACUUGAUUAUUUUAAGAGACCACAGGGUCGUUUUUCCCUUGGAUAUUGUGAUUUGGAUCUGAGACCAUGUCAUGAAACAACAGUGGACAUUUUCCAUAACAAACACACAAAAAAACUAUGAUGUGUACUGACCUAACUAUAGGUUUCUGCAUUAGCUGGUUUCGGCCUGUUUUCCGUUGCUAUAACCAAAUACCAUACACUGGAUAACGUACAAAGAAUAGAGGUUUAGGCUUUGGCAUCUGGGGAGGAUCUUCUCUCUGCAUCCCACAUAGAACAGUGCAACAAGAUGGAGCAAGCUUUGUGACAAAGCUUGUGGGGCAGCGCCAGCCACCCGAGAGGACUCCCUCUCAACACUGCUAUACUAGGGACCAAGACAACUCACAAACUUUGGGGACACAUUCAAACCACAGCGAUCAAAUACUGAGCUUCCUUUUUCCUUUUUUUUUAACUUUGAAUGUAUUUUUAUAAUGUAUAAAUUUAACAAUAAAUGUUUACAUUUCUACAAA
This is a messenger RNA of Arvicola amphibius (Eurasian water vole), 1246 nucleotides long. RefSeq names its product microtubule interacting and trafficking domain containing 1 (gene Mitd1). Gene Ontology annotation, biological process: midbody abscission. NCBI's taxonomy places the organism in Eukaryota, Metazoa, Chordata, Mammalia, Rodentia, Cricetidae. The record is from RefSeq and is a predicted model, not a curated record. The coding region runs from base 112 to 861 and encodes 249 amino acids. Gene Ontology annotation, cellular component: midbody. The transcript is spliced from 7 exons.